UUCUCUCAAAAUCAUCAACAUGUGCUUGGUGUUCCGUCGACCGUCUGGUCUGCGCUUCCGGUGCUUGGGUCUGUGACUGCCUGGCGUACUGGCGCUAUCUUAUAAUGUAUGGGGUAGGUGCCAAGGAUGAUGGCAAAGACAAGACCAGCGAGGUGGACCUGAAUCGUUACAACAACUUCAUGGAUACUGUCUUCAGACGCGUCAACUCGUACUCCAGGAGUCGCUUUGAUCCCUUCAGUUUCGGUCUCGGCAGGAGUGCCAAGAAUGGCAAGAGCAAGGGAACCAAAGGAACCAAAGAUAAAAAGAACAAGAAGAAGAAGGGAGGCAAGAAGGGUGGAAAGAAGGGAGGUAAAGGCAAAGGAAAAGAUAAGGAUAAGAAAGAAAAGGGAAAGAAGGGUAAAAGGCAUCCCAAGAACCUGAACCUAGACGAAGAGAACCAAGAAAGCGACCACGAAACGAACCUCGAAGUGGACACACCCGAAGUUGUUGCCGAACCCGCUGUCGGUGACGAACCCGCUGUUGGCAGCCAGACAAGUGACGGAGAAGACGUAAAGGCGAUCACUAACUCUACUGAGACAGUCCGCAGAAAGAGAGAAACUGAGAUGAUCGAGGAGGAGGAAGAGGUGGAAGAUGAGGAGGAGGAAGAGGAAGAUUCUUAUGAAGAAGAGUGGUCUCUGGCACGAGAGAAAAGAGAGGCUGAUGACAUUCAUGUUCUUGAAGAUGACUCAGCGGUGGAGACCUCUCGCAAGGGCAGGCCUGCCAGCAAGGGCAAGAAGAGCAAGACCAAAGGCAAAGGAAAGAACAAGGGCAAAGGAAAAAACAAAGGCAAGAAGAACAAGGGCAAAAAAGGCAAGAAGGGAAGCAAGAAGACUAAAAAGGGUCCACAGUCUUUGCUACAACCACAGAUACGCACCUCCCGCGCCUCCGUCAGCGGCAUUGCCACUGUCCGCAGACUCGGCAGCGUUAAGGUCAUUAACAAGCAGGACGGGAGAGAGAUCCGCUCCCAGUUUGCUUUGGGCCCCGUCGACCUGAAGGUCUCACGCAAGUUUGGCUCUGGUAAGGACUCUGUCACCCGCACUGCCAGAGCCGCCUCUCCUCAGCUGGAAGGAAAGAUGUACAUCUUCGUCUCGGCUAAUGGCAAGGCUGAGGUGACCAAGUUCCAUGUCAAUCGUCCCUCCAUCGUACAGGUUGACGGCACACUCCGCAAGGACACCCGGGAUGGUAAGGCUGAUAACAACUUCAUGGAGAAGUCGAUCUCUCGAGCUCUGCCCUUCGCUGCUAUCAAACUUAAGAGGGCCAGCAAGGCUGUUCUCUCAGCCAGUGAACCUAAGAGCAACAGUUAACCAAACUCCUACUUCAACCGUCUCAUUAAACUCUUGGUUCUCCAUAACUCCCCACUCCUCCGUCUAACACCCGUCUAACACGUGACUGAGUCUGGCUCCCUUAUAUUAAAAAAAUAUAUAUACAUACAAUUAUGUCAAAAUUUUGAUCAGUAUAGUCUCGGGUCUUUAUUCUUGAUUACCAAAAAAAAAUAUAUUAAAUUUGACAUUUCUUGCAUAGUGACUGCCCACUAUUGCAGACCUCACUCUAGCGUUUUCGGUAAUGCUUCCACAGAAAGCACUUCCCUGAUGUAUUAAUAUCUCUCUUAAACAAGCAGACUUUUGAGUAAUUCAUUAAAUACACUUAGCCAGAAUUUAUUAGAUCAAAUUAAUCAAAUGAGAAGAGUGGACUUUUUUUGUUUACGAAACCUCGAGAGUAUUCAGCAUAGUAUUGUUUUAAAGUAUGUUCUUCACACGCUAAAAAUUUAGAUAUUGUUCUUACUGUUUUAAAAUUUAGUUGACAUAUUUUUUGCUAGAAGUGCAAAUUUCGAGAGAUGGUAGUUAUAUACUUAUAGUUUCUGUAUGGAAUGGGUAAGAAUAAGAAAAUGACGGUGCAGACUGUCAUGACCACGGAGGUGAUGUUAUAGAUAUUAAGUGGAGGGUGACAGUUUCUCAGGGUAUAUGUAGUUAUCUUCUCUACAUGCACGAACAUGAUCAUUGUACAAUGAUCUGUCUUUAUUAGAAUUACCCUUCUUUUUUCUCUAAGUCCUCCUUCCCCUUGUAUAAUGACCCCUUCUUACCACUUAGAAUCCACCCACUUCCCCUUGUAUAAUGACCCCUUCUUAUCCCUUAGAACCCAUUUCCCCUUGUAUAAUGACCCCCUUCUUAUCACCAGUCAACAUAAGUACGCUUUCUAGUUACUUAUUUUGCGCACCAGCUUAUUAUUGCCCUUGCUUUGUUACUCCUCACAUCCUAAAGAUAUAUUUUAUACUGUAAAAAAAUAUAAAAUGAAAAAAAAAAAUGAAUGGGCAGAGGCUCGUCGGAAGUGCACAUCUGCUGAGCCUCUGUCUUCAUGUGGACCACAACGGCACCCGACCUUCAGCGAGAUCAUGAUCAUAUCUUGGACCACCGCUGUGGCGCCUCCCUCACCUCCUGCUCUCAACCUCUGCUGCCACCCAUUGCCACCCAGCCACUAUCAACCACUCCUAACAUUAGUCCAUCAUCCCAUCUUGGUCUCUGAAGGAAAGCCAAGGAAAUAAGAAGCUGCAGGAUGGCUUCUUUAAUGGAUGUUGAACACCUAAAACUGUCACCAGCUGGGGUCAGGUUGGCUGCCUGGGUGAAGCCUUGGGGAUGCCCGAGAAUGCCUGGGUGAAGCCUGGUGAAACCUCGGGGGAUGCCUGAGUGAAGCCUGGGUGAUGGGGGCACCACCAAGAACUUAGACGCCACGGUCAGCCAUCAUUCUCUCGCUCGCUUGAUGAUACAGUGAUGUGAUGAUACAUUGUCUCUUGCCCCACAAACAUCACGCAGCCCACAGUGACUAGCUGCUUUAUAUAUUUAUUUAAGUUAUUAACUUAUUGAUAUAUUAUUAAUAAACUUAGGCUAAGA
Cherax quadricarinatus is the source of this 2924-nucleotide messenger RNA. The record is from RefSeq and is a predicted model, not a curated record. NCBI's taxonomy places the organism in Eukaryota, Metazoa, Arthropoda, Malacostraca, Decapoda, Parastacidae.